Molecule: messenger RNA, 2178 nt
Organism: Armigeres subalbatus
Lineage: Eukaryota; Metazoa; Arthropoda; Insecta; Diptera; Culicidae
Exons: 3
Coding region: 1-2178 (725 amino acids)
Biological process (GO): DNA integration
Molecular function (GO): nucleic acid binding
Source: RefSeq, a predicted model, not a curated record
AUGUUUGGCGCAACAUGCUCACCCUGCGUCGCACAGCAUGUACUGCGAGUGAAUGCGGACAAAUGGGCCAACGAAUUCCCGUUAGCAGCAGAGGCAAUCAAGAACAAGACGUAUAUGGACGACUACUACGAUAGUGCAGAUUCCCCGGAAGAAGCGGCAGAGAUGGCAUUGCAAGUACGAACCAUCCACGCUCAUGGAGGAUUUGAGAUGAGAAACUGGGUCAGCAACAGCAAUAUCGUGUUGCAGAAACUCAGGAAACCUGGUGAAAAGGAGCCACGGCUGCUGCAAACCACGAUGGACAACAAAUGGGAAAGAGUGUUAGGCUUGUUAUGGCACCCAGAAUCGGACACUUUCACAUUUUCUACGGAGCUAGAACAGUUACGACUCUCCAUUUCCGGAGAACGACGACCGACGAAGCGAAUCGCAUUGAAAGUCGAUCUAUGGAGAAGCGCAGUCCAGUGGGAUGAAGAAAUAAGAGAUGAGGAGUUUGAAAAAUGGACGCGCUGGGUUGAAUUAUUACCAAAGAUAGGCGAACUGAGUAUCCCACGUUAUUACUUCAGCGACGCGAUAGCCCCAUGUCAUACGCUGCAGUGUCACGUGUUUACCGACGCUAGCGAAACUAGCUAUGGCUGUGCUGUGUAUUUUAGAACCAUGAAUGAUUUGGCAGAAGUACAAUGCACGCUAAUUAUGGCAAAAAGUAAAGUGGCUCCACUAAAACACCUAUCGAUACCGCGUUUAGAACUAGAAGCCGCUGUGCUAGGUGCCAAAGUACUCAACACUGUAUUGAGCUAUCACUCGCUGCAACCCCAUGGAGUGUACCUAUGGACCGAUUCAUCGACUGUACUUUCGUGGAUUCGCUCAGACCACAGGCGAUACAAGCAGUUUGUCGCCCAUCGUAUUGGAGAAAUUCUAUCGUCGACUCAAGCGGAAUGCUGGCGGUGGGUAUCAUCUAGGGACAAUGUAGCUGACUGUCUGACGAAGUUGGUGCGUGAUACAGUGCCGGAUUCCAACGGUAGGUGGUAUAAAGGACCAGAAUUUCUAUAUCUUUCGGAGGAUCAGUGGCCAAAGCAGCAGGUGAAAACGAACACUGUCGAAGAACUACGUCCUAGCUAUUUGUUUGCUCAUAUUUCUCUACCCGUUAGAGUGAUAGACAUCUCUAGGUUUUCAAAAUGGAGUAUACUGCUACGAACUGUAGCAUGUUUAUGCCGCUUCAUCAACAAUUGCCGCUUGCGAAUCUCGGGACGGCCAAUAGAGACACUCCAGGCAACUAGAAACCUUCAGAAGUCGCUUAAAUGGAGCGUUCCAUGUUGUAAGACGCCGUUGAAACAGGAGGAAUUUCAACGAGCAGAGCAGUUUCUUUGGAAAAUGGAACAAAGUGAAUACUUCCCCGACGAGGUUCGAGUCAUGUUGAAAAAUCGAGACCAGCCAAUAGCGAAAUGGCUAUCCAUCGAGAAGAACAGCCCGUUGUAUAAGUUAUCUCCAUUUGCCGACGAGUAUGGUGUUGUCAGGAUGGAAGGCAGAACCGCAAACGCUGCCUAUGCCAAUUUCAACGCGAGGUUUCCAAUAAUUCUUCCCAAGGACGGUCAAAUAACUCGAAUGCUGUUGGAUCACUACCACCGCCGAUAUGGUCAUGCAAGCAAAGAAACUAUUGUAAAUGAGGUUCGUCAGCGGUUUGAAAUCUCACAUUUACGAUCAAUCGUAGAUAAUAUUUCUCGCAACUGUUGUUUCUGUAAGGUGACUAAGUGUAAGCCGAUCCCUCCACGAAUGGCGCCAUUACCCGAGCAACGCUUGACGCCGAAAGCCCGCCCUUUUAGCUACGUCGGUAUCGACUAUAUGGGCCCACUAGAAGUCACUGUCGGUCGGCGCAAAGAGAAGAGAUACGUCGCUGUAUUCACGUGCUUGGUUAUACGGGCUAUUCAUUUAGAGGUCGCUUACGAUUUGUCCAGCGAGUCCUGCAUCAUGGCGAUCCGCAGAUUCACGCGUAGGCGAGGAUCCCCAGUUCAAAUCUUUUCUGAUAAUGGCACUAAUUUUGUGGGAGCAAACCGCGAACUGCACAAACAGAUCAACGUCGAAUGCGCUGGAACCUACACCGAUGCGCGAACAAAAUGGUCGUUCAAUACCCCAUCCGCUCCUCAUAUGGGUGGGGUAUGGGAACGAAUGUUGAAGUGGAAGGAUUAA